AUGGACCCACUAUCCGGAAUAUCAGAUGUCGGCACAAGAGCCCUGUUUGACGAUAUCGUCGGAGUCUGGCACGAGUACCGAACGCCGCUUAUCCUGUCUGCACUGGUAUUCCUGCUCGCCGUUCGAGUCUACAUUCGAAAAACGACGGAACCUAAUCCCUCCGAGACUAUACGGAAUGCCGCCGAGAAGAAACUUGCGUCGUCCUCCGCGCUCGUGGCUCGAGAAUGGAACGCCAUAGUCGCUGAAAAACGUGGUGCGAAACCAGACGGACCUCGAAGGAUCAAAGGAGGAGUUUCCGGGAAGCCGAUAGUGCAGGAAAAAGAACACCGCCAUGACAGAGAUCGACCUGUCAAAGUGCUGGUCUUCUUUUCGUCAGUCACGACCAAAACCGAGAAAAUUGCGCAGCAAUACUUGACGAGGCUGCAAAGCUCAAACGCUGACAUGUCCAAGGCGGCGGAACGUCAGCUUCUCACGCCAGAGCUUCAUGACCUGGCAGAUGUUGAUUUUGAAGAUUUCUUUGUCAAUCCCGCAAAGUCACCGGAGAACGCCCAACUAUUCUAUCUGUUCCUGAUUCCGAGCUACAACAUUGAUACCAUCAAUGACACGCUCCUGCAGCAUCUUGAAGAAACCCAUCACGAUUUCAGGAUCGACACUGCGCCCUUGGCACCGCUCUUGGGCUAUUCCGUCUUUGGAUUCGGUGACAAGGAAGGCUGGCCAGACGAGGCGGAGGGCUACUGCUUCCAGGCCAAGGAGCUGGAUAAGUGGAUGUCGAAGCUCACAUCCGGCAAACGCGCCUACCCUGUCGGCAUGGGCGAUAUGAAAAGUGACCAUGUGGAAAGGUUUGAAGAAUGGGCCCGCGGCGUCCAAGACGCCAUCGCUUCCGUUGCCCGGAACGGAAGCUUGGGCGAGGGCGCGCCUGGCAGUGGCGAUGCACUGGAGAGCGAUGUCGAGGACAAUGCCGAGGAAGAGUAUGGGGAGGCGGCCGCACGUCAAGAAGGCAAGACAUCUGCGGCAGCAGAAGAGCCAUCCCGACCGCUCGAUGACAUGGAAGAUUUAGGGCGCAUGCUUCAAACGUCGAGCAGUAAAGAGAUCGCGGCUGGUAAGAAGGCGCCCCUUGCUGUGGACUUUACGUCGUAUGCAUCAUCUGCCAAGAAGCGGCCCCAGCCAGCUCCCGUUGUCAAGGAAAUGGUUGCCAAAGACUCCCCCACGUACGCGGCCCUGACCAAGCAGGGCUAUUCGAUUGUUGGUUCUCAUUCUGGCGUAAAGAUAUGCCGGUGGACAAAAUCCGCACUCCGUGGCCGGGGGAGCUGUUACAAAUACUCCCUCUACGGCAUCAACUCGCAUCAGUGCAUGGAGACGACCCCGUCCCUGUCGUGCUCGAAUAAGUGCGUCUUUUGCUGGAGGCACGGCACUAAUCCGGUCGGAACGACGUGGCGUUGGGUGGUUGACCCUCCCGACAUGAUCUUCAAAGGCGUCAAGGAGAAUCACUACAAAAAGAUCAAGAUGAUGCGUGGCGUCCCAGGUGUACGGGCUGAGCGGUACGCCGAGGCCCUGAGAAUCCGUCACUGCGCUCUUUCGCUAGUUGGCGAACCAAUCUUUUAUCCCUACAUCAACGAAUUCCUCGCCAUGCUUCAUUCGGAGCGCAUCUCAUCGUUCCUCGUCUGCAACGCCCAGCACCCUGACCAACUGGCCGCGCUCAAGGCCGUCACACAGCUAUACGUCUCCAUCGACGCCGCCGACAAGGACUCCCUCCGCAAGAUCGACAGACCCCUUCACAGGGAUUUCUGGGAGCGUUUUCAGAGGUGUCUCGAUAUUCUGCGGGCAAAACGGUUCCGCCACCGGACGGUGUUCCGCCUGACCUUGGUCAAGGGCUUCAAUGUGGACGACCAGGUGGAGGGCUACGCGCGGUUGGUCGAGCGCGGCCUUCCGUGCUUCGUCGAAGUCAAGGGCGUCACGUACUGUGGCACGUCGACGUCGUCCAAUGCAGGGCUCAGCAUGUCCAACGUCCCCUUUUACUGGGAAGUGUGCGACUUUGUUCGAGCACUCGAGAAGCGGCUCAAGGACAAGGGUCUGAGGUACGGCAUUGCUGCCGAACAUGCCCACAGCUGCUGCAUUCUGCUCGCGAGCGAACGCUUCUUCGUCCGGGGCAAAUGGCAUACCCACAUUGAUUACCAACGGUUUUUCGAACUGCUAGAGGAAAGGGGCCCAGAUGGUGAUUGGACACCCGAGGACUACAUGGGCGAGCCGACGCCUGAAUGGGCGUUGUGGGGCAAUGGAGGCUUCGAUCCGAGAGACGAUCGUGUAGAUAGAAAGGGGAACAGGAUUGAAAACGUAGUAGUUCGAGAGGCGCCGCCCCGCGAGAUCUGA
Molecule: messenger RNA, 2367 nt
Organism: Ustilaginoidea virens
Lineage: Eukaryota; Fungi; Ascomycota; Sordariomycetes; Hypocreales; Clavicipitaceae
Exons: 2
Coding region: 1-2367 (788 amino acids)
Biological process (GO): wybutosine biosynthetic process
Molecular function (GO): catalytic activity; FMN binding; 4 iron, 4 sulfur cluster binding
Source: RefSeq, a predicted model, not a curated record